Messenger RNA from Ostertagia ostertagi, 360 nucleotides. The record is from the annotation of a GenBank genome assembly. NCBI's taxonomy places the organism in Eukaryota, Metazoa, Nematoda, Chromadorea, Rhabditida, Trichostrongylidae.
AUGGCGACAACGAAAUGGUCUAAGUUUGCUUCAGUUACACUUGCAUGGGAACUCGUACAUGCUGUGGAUGGAUUUCACCACGCGAUUUCGGAAACCCGACGACCAAAGCAGAAAAAAUGCCGCGCUGGUCACGACAGUGGUUUCCUUGCCACACUCAAUUACAUGACAUCACAGAGCGUGAAGUGUCCAGCAGGAGAGACCUUUUUCGACGUACACGGUCAAUUGCAAUUCGUCACCGAGCCACGCCUCCAGAAUGAUGUCUCACAAGGAAAACAUCGCCGAUCGGAAGAAAAAGGAAUCGUAUCGUUCACCCGCGACAUCGGAAACUCAAUUAUUGGCAAAAUGGCCACCAUUUGGACA